AUGAGAAUAAACUUAAGUUGAGGGAACACUGCAUCUACUCAUUGAUCCAAAUAGACACAACUACUCUGGGUCGUUACCAUGACACUAUGGGAGAUGUGGAGAAUCCAUCGGUACAGUCGCAGGAUGUUCCUACGAGAGAUGGAGGAAUCAUUACCAAGUUUGUUUCCAGAUUCAUCACAGACUUAGCUCCUCACGUUCCUAGUAUGGAAAGAAUAUACAAACUGAAGCUGAUGCACGAGCAAGCUGCUGCUUUAGUUAAAGACGGCUAUACAGUUGGGACAAAUGAACUUGUGGAGGAAUGCCUUUCACACUUCCCUGACUUAGCUUGGGUAAAUAUGAACAGCAAAAGAUUAAUACAAAUUGCGAUUGAAGAACGAAAUGAAAAAAUUCUAAAGCUCAUAUGUAAGACUAGUAAGGAAUAUAAGAACCAACUUGUUUCAAACAGAGAUUUAAGCGGUAACAGUAUCUUGCAUUACGCCGCAAAAUUAGCGCCUUCGCCUCAACUUACUUCAGUAUCUGGAGCGGCUCUUCAGAUGCAGAGAGAGAUGCAGUGGUUUAAGGGGGUGCAAAAUCUUGUAGAUGAAAGAAAUAGGCAUGUCAGGAACAAAGAUGGGAAAUCAGCUCAAUCUAUAUUCACACAAGAACAUAAUGAGUUAAGGAAGGAGGGUGAGCAGUGGAUGAAGGAUACGUCUCACUCAUGCAUGUUGAUUGCUACCCUUAUUGCAACCGUUGUUUUUGCCGCAGCAUUUACUGUACCUGGUGGAAACCUAAGCAACGAUGAUAAUAACGAAAACAAAGCAGGCACACCAGUUUUCUUAUAUGAGAGUUCAUUCAUGGUUUUUGCUGUAACAGAUUCCCUGGCUCUGUUUUCCUCUGUCACAUCAAUUCUUAUGUUCUUAGCCAUUUUAACUUCACGAUAUGCAGAAGAAGAUUUCCUGACUUCAUUGCCUAAAAAGUUAAUCAUUGGCCUUGGAACUCUUUUCUUUUCCAUAGCUACAACCAUGAUAGCCUUCGGUGCAGCACUUUUUAUAGUGCUGGGGUCCAGAUUCGCAUGGGUUCCCAUCCCUAUAGCUUUAUGUGCGUUUGUUCCUGUGAGCUUGUUUGCACGGUUGCAAUUUCCAUUGUUUGUUGAAAUGGUCCAUUCUACAUAUUGGCCUAGCAUAUUUCGUCUCGAUUGACAAAGCAAUCUGUAUGUUUUAAUAUGGAAUUGUACAAUGACACUAUAUUAUAGUAAAGUGUGCACUCCAUGUGCAAGUAUAAUUUUUAAUGUUCUUAUUGGGAAACGCACAGAAUUACUUGUUUCUCAUUGUUUCA
Messenger RNA from Papaver somniferum (opium poppy), 1314 nucleotides. Its product is annotated as ankyrin repeat-containing protein At5g02620-like. The record is from RefSeq and is a predicted model, not a curated record. NCBI's taxonomy places the organism in Eukaryota, Viridiplantae, Streptophyta, Magnoliopsida, Ranunculales, Papaveraceae. The transcript has 5 exons. The coding region runs from base 87 to 1178 and encodes 363 amino acids.